Mastomys coucha (southern multimammate mouse) is the source of this 417-nucleotide messenger RNA. RefSeq names its product deoxyuridine 5'-triphosphate nucleotidohydrolase-like. The transcript has a single exon. The coding region runs from base 1 to 417 and encodes 138 amino acids. Lineage: Eukaryota; Metazoa; Chordata; Mammalia; Rodentia; Muridae. The record is from RefSeq and is a predicted model, not a curated record.
AUGGCCAACCCUCUGCCAUCCGAGGAACCGAGGAGAGCCACUAAAGGUUCAGCAGGGUUGGACCUCCUCUCCAACACCAGACUCAUAUUAACUCCUCAGAUGGGGGUCCAGUUAAUAGAGACUGACUUUAAAGGACCCGUUGAACCAGGAACAAUGGGAUUGCUACUCAGCAGAUCAUCUUCUGCCCUCAGAGGACUGAUUGUCCAUCCUGGUGUGAUCGAUCCUGAUUACACCAGAGUGAUUAAGAUCAUAGUGGCUUCCCCUAGAGGCAUCACAGUUAUCUCUCCAGAAGAUAGGAUAGCCCAGUUAGUCAUUCUCCCUAGUUUACAUGCAAAAUAUGCAGCUAAGCCACAAGAAAGGGGCGAAAAAGGGUUUGGCUCAUCAGGAACUGGAUUUAGAUCAAAGGCCAGUGCUUGA